Trichophyton rubrum CBS 118892 is the source of this 1575-nucleotide messenger RNA. RefSeq lists its product as uncharacterized. The transcript has 4 exons. NCBI's taxonomy places the organism in Eukaryota, Fungi, Ascomycota, Eurotiomycetes, Onygenales, Arthrodermataceae. The coding region runs from base 1 to 1575 and encodes 524 amino acids. The record is from RefSeq and is a predicted model, not a curated record.
AUGGUAGUCAACACCGAGGCCGGUCGUCCCCGUGUCAACAUGAAAGGGAUGGACCAGUAUUCUCCCAUGCACUGCCAGGCUCAGGCUCAGGGAGUCGAGGAGUAUCCUUCAUGGAACACAAUGCCGCCCGUGAUAGCCGGUACUCCAGUAGCUACAACUACUACUAGCACCACCAACUCUCUCAGGGUGCCAUAUCCUCACUUUGCCCUGGUCGGUAUCGACUGGUCAGGCCAGCUCAAAUUCCAUUCUUCUCUGCUCGAAAAGUUCAACGGGCCCGUCUUUACUUCGGAAUUCAAACAUUGGUUUGAACGGGCCACUGGUAUCAAGGCUCUUGAUAGAUCACCUAUCUUUGCCGGAGACGACUCAUACCAAGGAAGACAGUGGCCCAUGGCCCAGGAAGUAGAUGUCUUCCCUAACCCAGCUUUCCCCAAGAAGCGUCGUCGAGAGAUGAUUCACCACCAGGCUGCCAUUGAGCCAGAGGAGCAGGUCAAUGAGAUGGAGGCUGUGGAGAUGGUCCCCCUUGAGAUUGGAAACGAAGAGAAGAUCGAGGCAUACUACGAGUCAGCGUUCAGGGCCUUCCAGCAGAUCAACUGCCGUCAGGUAGCAAAGGCAUAUAUCAAGAUUAUCGAGCCACGCAAGCAAGUCAAGCACCCAUAUAACGGCGGACGAGGAGCUCCAGGCGAAAAAGGUGACCCAGAGAAGACCAAGCCGGACUGGUGGCCAGCCGGCGUUAUCCACCGAGAACCAGACCACCUGAAGAGGCCAGAACGGAUACGCCUGCUUGUCCAUAUCUUCCGCAAGCUAGGAAAAACACAUGGUAUCACUGCUGACAAGCUAGAAGAGGCCGGACGAGAUGCUCAGAGACAGAUAAAACCACGAGAGAGGCUUGACAUCCUAGACGAGAUCUACAAGGUCCGAAGGGCGGAAGAGUGUUACGAAAGGGGCGAAGCAGAUGCCAAUGCCGUCGUAUACGUCGUCAACAGAGAUGCAAACACCAAAGCCGAACGAGACUCCGAAGCAAUGAGCGAUGGCGGUCAGAACUCAGCCCUCACAGAAGAAUCCCGCAAGGCAAUGGAAGCCAAAUACUCGACCCUCUCACCUUCCCACGCACCCAAGAGACAGUCCCUCGUCCGUGACCACAAACCACCUCACCUCUUCCGCACCCCUAACCUGGCCGACUUCAGCAACAUGGAGAGCAAGCCCCCGGCUGACCAAACUAUCGAGUACUUCUCCCAGCCCGAGUUCGCCACCUCCCCCGUCGACGAGCACAUCAACAACACCAUCAGAGACAGCCAUCACUGGUCCUCCUUCCAGCAACCCCUAUACAGCCCCGUAGAAUACAACACAAACCACCUCGUUCCUCAGCAGAUCCUCGCUCCUCCUAUGGUCACUUCCGAAGCCCCCAACUCCGCUCUCCAGCCGACUCACGGCCUCCCUAUUCCUGAACCACAUGGCUCAAGACAUCAGUCCUUCGAUUAUAUCUCAAUGGACAACAACCCCUUCAAUGCCGGACCAAUGACACACCAACUACUACCACAAAGCAGCCAGGAAUCCCGGCCCAGUUGCACGAUUUAA